CGGAUACAGGAGUUUAAACUACAGGAUUAUUAACCAACAAGUACAUUGCAUCAUAAUUCUGUUAGCAGGACCAUGAUUGUUAAAAUGUCGAAACCAAUUCUAACAGUGCAUUAACAGAUAGACAAUAAUAUAACAGUAAUGUUAAAAACAGGUAAUUGGAGGAGUGUUACAGGUUGAGUACAACAGCAAGAGAUUGUGACGGCAAUGGCUAGGUAACUGGCGACGUGUAACAAGCGAAUGGGAAUAAUUUAAUCAUGAUUUCAACAAGUAAAUUGUAGCAGCUCUAAUGUCGGGAUAAUUUUAGUAUCAGGAGCACAGUACUGAGAUGGUAAUAAUAACAAAAGUGCAACAUAAUCAGACGCUGAAUGAGUGGGGAAGUGUGACUUUGCAAAACCACAGCAAUUAAUAACCGGAGGGACUUAAAUGUCCGGACUGGUGAUGAAUAGUUUCGUAUGAACAAAGUUACAGUGCGUAGCCUGACGUCCACUGGAAGGCUCGUCAGAGAAAUAUAACAGGCAGGAACACGGUCACGGGAGGUUUUCCAGUAUUGGGGUGAUGACAAUGUGUGGAGAAUGAUUUCAAUAGGGGCCACAUUACAUUAUAGAACACGCUUGGUACAAAAGCCCGCUCCAGCAACGAGGGAAUUGUGAAAGUGGAAGGAGUGUUGUGAAAGAAAGUGGCAUUGAGACUAGUUUCUGCAGGCAACGUGGUGUGUGUAUUCUUGACACAGCAGAAGGAUAGGGUCAACAUAGAGUGUAGUAACGGGGAGAAUGACAAGGAGUAACAUGGGAGGGAUGGUAAUAACGGGUGUAGAGUAAUGAUGAACUAAAACCCACAACAGGACUCGGAGUUCUCACACCAGUCUGGUAAAAGAGUAAAGGACAAAUAAAAACUUUGGUCUGGUCAGAGAAGAGGUUGUGAGAAUGAGUUGUGGAUGAUUGGACGUUUGCAACAACAGUUCCAGGAACACAAUGACCAGUUUGUUAAAUGAAGCAGUGCAAAGAUACGCCUGUGUAAGGAGCAGUUUUGGUCAGUGUUCCGCUCCAACCACUGGACGAGAGCGAUCACUCCGGCGGGCCGGGCGUCAGACCCAAUGGAACCAUCACAUGUCUCUGUCUUCACAGACGCUGCCCGCCCCGCUGAACACUUUCUGUUCCACAAAUAAAAAACCUUCUCUCCCAGAGUGCCACCAAACAAUUCUCUCUCCAUCCACAUUUCACAAAGUGUCCUCUUUGCACACAUUAGCAGCGCGGUUCCCACAAGCUAAGAGGGAAGGGGCGCAUUGCGCUGAAUACUCAGGUACACAGUGAGGACGCGAAUGGUGCCACAUAACGCAGCCCGUUACAACAUCGUGCCUCGGACAAAGCAUCUUGACCGUCACCCAACACAUUCUUGAUGGCACUGGGGGAGCCAACAGUGGGAACACAAAACUGUUCCAGCCAGCUCUCUCCCAGUGCGGACACACGUGAUCCCCUGUCCACAUGGAGAGGGCUUAUGGAGAGAAGGUCCCUGUUUCUGGUGACCCUUCCCCCCGCAUUACCCGCAGCAGGUCCCAGGGUGGACCUCCUCAAGGGCUGGGCUGGGCCGGCAGUCACUGCCUCUGAGCCCAGGGGUGGAGUCUGUGGUAGAAGGCCGACCGGGAGGUUCCUGUUUAUCUGCCGUCGAUGCUGACCCCAGUGUCAGACGCUGAUCAUCCUUCUCGCCGGCCUGGGCUAUCUGUCUCCCAGCCCAACGCGCUGGAAAAGGCGUGCGCUCAAUCCGACAACGUCCAGGUGUUGGAGGAAGGUGGGAGAUGUUAGUAGCGGCCUGAAGGACGUCCCGCUCCGGCCCACAGCGCUGCCCCGUCCUGUGACCAGAGGGGGGAGAGCUAUGGAGGGCUACCUCAUUGCUCCGUAUCCCGAGGAAAUGGUCACCUAUGACAGCGAUGUGUAUAGGCAGCCGGAAUACUACACCUACCUGAGUAGCGAUGGGGAGAGCCAUGGUGUAGCGGACCAUUUCUGGGAUGACUCUGGCAACCACUUCUACAGGGACCUGGAGCCCUUCUCGGACAGUCACUUGACAGAGCUGCAGAGUGUGCAGCCCCCACAGCUGCAACAGUUGUACCGCCACAUGGAGAUCCAACAACUGCACAACCUGGAGUCGCUGCCCAUCGCAGGCAACCGCAUUAGCGCGGCUGCUCAUUACACCAAAACACAGCCGUCAGCAACCACCAGCUUCACCGCACCCCAGGUGCCCUAUGUGCCGCACUGGUGCCCACAGUACACACACUCGGCCGAGCGCAGUUCCGAUGAGGAGGACCUGGAGAGGCACAGUCCACCGCUGGAGGUGUCCGACGGAGAGACAGAAGCAGCCGAGCACUCUGCUCAGAUGGUCGGCGCAGACACAGGAGUCAAGAAGAAGAUCAGACUUUAUCAGUUCCUCUUGGACCUGCUCCGGAGUGGCGAGAUGAAGGAGAGCAUCUGGUGGGUGGACAAGGACAAGGGAGCCUUUCAGUUCUCCUCCAAACACAAAGAGGUGCUGGCGCACCGCUGGGGAGUGCAGAAGGGCAACCGGAAGAAAAUGACCUACCAGAAAAUGGCCAGGGCUCUGCGGAAUUACGGCAAGACGGGCGAGGUGCGGAAGAUCAAGAAGAAGCUGACCUACCAGUUCAGCGGAGAGGUGAUGGGGAGAGGAGAGUGGAAACAUUACACCCACUGAAGAGAGCCCGCCCACCACCUCCAUCUCACAACCCUCUCUCCUGCAGGACCAACCUGGCGCCCCUCCCUGUCCCCAACACAAAGCACGUCUACGUGAGCCCAUGCAGAGUCAGUGGGGAGAGUCACAGGCUGGGCAAGGGGAAAUACUCGCCCAGACCACCAGUUCAUUAUGCCCUCCUCCCCCUCUGCCCUCUCCUCAGCCCCAUCCCUCACCCUUCUCUUCCCUACAUCAGCCCAAUAUACACCAUGGUCUUCCUGCUCUGUCCUCCCCCUAACCCUGCCUGCUUCAUCCUCUUCACCCCAGCCCAUCUUUCCUCCCUCACCCUUCACCAGUCCCACCCUGCCCCCUUCAACACGUGCCCCAUAUCCGCACCCUCCAUUGCCCCUUUCCAUCCUCCCCAUCACCCACCUAAUUAUCUCCCCUCUCCUCCUCCCCCUUCUGUGUUCUCCCAUUCCCCUUUGACCAGCCUGUGACGAGGCAGAUGCUCCCGACUGUCACCCCAAGCACUAACUCUUCUUGCUGGCACACGUCGGUGGUGUGUGGAGUGGGAUUGGUCUGUGUGCGGUAACGCAUGGGACUGAGCCUGGGUCAUGAGUGAGGGUGUGGAUGGAUUGUGUGGACCAUGUGUUGGGGGUGGGUUGCUUGGGGUUGUGUAAGGGGACAUGAGUAGGGCUGUGUGUGAGGGUGUGUGUCGGGCUCUGCCUGGGGUUACGGAUGGGUGCGGGCUGACUUCAGGUUUAUGGUGGGGAUGUGGGCUGAUGGGUGGGGUGGGGUGGGGGGUGUUGAAUAGUGCCUGGGGUUGUGCAGGGAGCUGUAUGUAACAGAAACUGAGAGGUAGUGGGUGGGUGGAUUUGGUGAGGUGAGGUGCACCAUGUGUGCAGGAGUGGAUUGUGAGGGGUAUUAGGACCUAUUUGUGCGUAUGUGUGUGUGUGUGUGUGUGCGUGGGUAGAUGUGUGG
Leucoraja erinaceus (little skate) is the source of this 3654-nucleotide messenger RNA. RefSeq names its product Spi-1 proto-oncogene b (gene spi1b). The transcript has 5 exons. Bases 1870 to 2697 code for a protein of 275 amino acids. The record is from RefSeq and is a predicted model, not a curated record. Gene Ontology annotation, molecular function: sequence-specific DNA binding; DNA-binding transcription factor activity, RNA polymerase II-specific. NCBI's taxonomy places the organism in Eukaryota, Metazoa, Chordata, Chondrichthyes, Rajiformes, Rajidae. Gene Ontology annotation, biological process: regulation of transcription by RNA polymerase II; cell differentiation. Gene Ontology annotation, cellular component: nucleus.